CCCAGAAACCACACAGACUGAGAUAUAGAGAGAGAGAGAGAGUGACACACAGAGAUAGAUAGAGAUUUAGAGAGAGAGAAACAGGAACAAGCGCCUCUCAUGGAGAGUACAGAUGCCGGCGAUUUCAGCGUCGGAUCGAUCGUCUGGGUGCGGCGGAGGAACGGGUCGUGGUGGCCGGGGAAGAUAGUGGGGCCGGAGGAGCUCUCCACUUCGCAUCUCACCUCGCCUCGCUCUGGUACUCCCGUCAAGCUUCUCGGCCGAGAAGACGCCAGUGUGGAUUGGUACAAUUUGGAAAAAUCCAAGCGUGUUAAGCCAUUUCGAUGCGGUGAUUUUGAUGACUGCAUUCACAAGGCUGAAUCAGCGCAAGGUAUGCCGCCAAAGAAAAGAGAAAAAUAUGCACGUCGGGAAGAUGCUAUUCUUCAUGCGCUUGAACUUGAGAGGGAACUAUUGAGGAAAGAAGGAAAUUUGGCUAUGAGUGCUGAAGUCAUGAACAGACAGAACAGUAAACAUGGGGCUGUGAAGAAGGAUGUAUUUAUGCCCUCAGAAAGUCUGGGAAAAGAAUAUUCAAAACUUGGGAAUUCCAAAUUGAAUCAGUUGUACAAGCGAAAAGAUUUGUCUCACAUGAAUGAUAUUAUAGGCAGUCCCCUGUCUUCCCAAAGACUCAAGGAGGGAAAUCAACUGAGCGGGGAAGAUGAUCAUUUUGAGGUGACACCUCGGAUGAGAGGCUUGCAGGACUUUGGUCUCAAAAGUUCCUCUUCAAAGCGGAAAAUUUCAUCUUCCUCUUCUUUAAAUGGUUUUUGGAAACCCUCUGCUGAUAGUACUGUUGAAACAUUUGCUCAUGGUGGUCUCGGCCUGGGAGGAACAAGUCACGUGAACGGAGUGGAGCAGACAAGAGCUGUUUGCAGAGCAAAGAGGAGUAAAUGUGUAUACUUGCCAGCUGACUCUGGUGAUUCUUUGGAGUAUGAAACAGCUCCUUCAGGCCAUAUUGACAUAUCAGCUCCCCCUAUUGGCACUCGUCUACAUGGGGAGACAUUGAUAGAGGACACCACUUCUGGGUUUACAGAAGAGGAGCCUGAUUCUUCUGAAACUGAUUCCUCUAUCCCUGGAUCUGAUUCCUCAGAGACUGAACCAGAUAUGGAUGAUGAGCUGCCUUCAUUUUCAGAUUUAGAAGUUGGAAGAUAUGAAGCACAAGAACAUAGAAGCUUGGUUGAUGAGUACCCAGAUGAAUCAACACAUUCUGGUGACAUGCCUCACCUCUAUAAUCAGGACCCUUAUUUUGCAAGUGAAGCUGUGUCCAAGUGGCAGUUGAAAGGGAAAAGGAAUACGCGCAAUCUUAGUAAAAGAUCAAUUGAUACAACCGAAGGACGAGGUUUUUUUUAUGGACCAUAUUCUGAAGAAAAGGCUGGAAUGACUGGACUGGACAAUGGGUAUCCCCUAUCAAGAGCUGCAUCAAGGAGUCGAAACAGAGUUGGACUGUAUAUGAUUGAUUGGGAGGAUGGGACCUGGGAAGAUAGGUCUGCCUGGGAUGAAUGCUGGGACAAAAGAGAGCGAUAUGACCAGAUAUAUGAUGAUCUUUAUAAUCAUCGCAGGAGGCCGAAAUACUUGAUAGAUGUGGACUUGAAAGUCCAGGCAAGUUACCAGAAAGAGCCUGUCCCUAUUGUUUCUCUGAUGAGCAAGUUAAACGGGAAGGCGAUAAUAGGGCACCCCAUUCAAGUUGAAGCCUUAGAAGAUGGUUUAUCUAACACGCUAUUUUCAACAUUUGAUGAUUCUGGUGAUGAAGCAAUCGACAAUGAUGGGGGUACAACUCUUCCUCACGCAUGGAGGACUGCAAGGAGGACAGCAAAUGUUCGAGUCCCUCGUCCUCAUUUAGUUUCUACAUUGGAUGGUGAUGAGGCUGCUGAUGACCUUCCCUUUUCCGAUGAAGAUAGACCACCAUUUAAGAAAUUAAAUAUGGGGAGUUCCAGUCAUAAGGCAAGCCAGGUCAAGAGGAACCCUCCUCACAACUCCCGGCUUCCCACUGAUAGAAAGUUCUCGAAAAAGGUGUCUAAGAAAGUAAGCUUAUCAUCUAGCCUGAAAACAAAAACAAGGACCUUGUCUUCUUUAGCUAUUGAACAGAGUUUUGGUAACAAGGGAAUGAUACAACAUGGUAGUGGCCAAAGGGAUCGGUUGAUGAAACCAGAGUCAUCUGGAUCUGUGCCCACAACUGUAGCUUGCAUUCCUGUGACAUUAAUAUUCAGUAGGUUACUUGAGAAGAUCAAUAGGCCGCCAUCAAAAGCAUCAACGGCACCAGCUAGUAAUGCGGUUUUAUUGAAUGGGGAUGCAGAGAGAAGUUCAUGAUAGAUUACUUGUACAUUGUUAUAUAAGUACAAUAGCACAGGAUUUAUUGCUAAUCUCUUGUUUACGGACAAGCAAUACUCCCUUUAAGUCAGCAUGUUUCUGCUGUCUUUUCGAAUAAUCAGGUGAAGAUGAAGCAGGUAGAUGAGAAAGCAGCCAUGUACAGCAAAGAGAGAGAAGCAGGUUGGCAACUGCAUGCAUGUUUGCUGGAAAUGGAUUUCUGGAGGAACAAAGGUCGUGUUAGGCAGGAAUUGUAGUAGGGUAUAGAUAGAGUUCAUAGGGAAUGUACAUUUAUUUCCAUACAAGGAAGGCUAUGUAUCUUGGUCCGCUUUUCUCAAUUUAAGUUA
This is a messenger RNA of Fragaria vesca subsp. vesca, 2681 nucleotides long. RefSeq lists its product as uncharacterized. Lineage: Eukaryota; Viridiplantae; Streptophyta; Magnoliopsida; Rosales; Rosaceae. The coding region runs from base 100 to 2337 and encodes 745 amino acids. The record is from RefSeq and is a predicted model, not a curated record. The transcript is spliced from 5 exons.